Molecule: messenger RNA, 1002 nt
Organism: Penicillium bovifimosum
Lineage: Eukaryota; Fungi; Ascomycota; Eurotiomycetes; Eurotiales; Aspergillaceae
Product: phosphoglycerate dehydrogenase
Exons: 1
Coding region: 1-1002 (333 amino acids)
Molecular function (GO): NAD binding
Source: RefSeq, a predicted model, not a curated record
AUGUCAGCCAACCUCCGCCUCAGAACGCUCACAAACCAUCUCAAAUCGACCCUCAAGAUGAAACUACUCUACCCCACCUCCCUCCACAUCAACACCAAGUCCCUCGAGGGCUUCUCCGUCGACCUCCACCCCUACGACGUCACAGCCCCAAUCCCCGACUCCCUAAUCGACGCCGAAUUCCUCGUAACAUGGGGCAACAAAGCCACAAACCUGCGCGACGCAGCCGCACGCAUGAAGAACCUCCGCUGGAUCCAAUCUCUAGCAGCCGGACCCAACGACGUUCUCUCGGCCGGCUUCGACGCCUCCCGCAUCGCAAUCACCACCGGCUCCGGCCUCCACGAUGAAACAGUCGCCGAACACACCCUGGGAAUGCUGCUUAACGCGGCCCGUCGCUUCUACGAAAUGCGCGAUUACCAGACCCGCGGCGAGUGGCCCGGUCAUCUGGGCGGUCUCCAGCCCGACCGUGCUCCGGGUACUUUCCGCACCCUCAAGGGUGCUAACAUCACUAUCUGGGGAUUCGGAAAUAUUGCCAAGACCCUUGCGCCGGUGCUGACUGCGCUGGGCGCGAAUGUUACUGGUGUUGCGCGUAGCGCGGGGGUGCGGAAUGGGUAUGAGGUUGUUGCCGAGGAUCGGUUGAGUGAGAUUUUGCCGAAGACCGAUGCGCUGGUUAUGAUUUUGCCUGGUUCGGAGAGUACGAAGGGUGCUUUGAGUGCUGAGCGCUUGCAGCAGCUGCCGAAACAUGCCUGGGUUGUUAAUGUUGGGCGGGGAACUUCUGUUGAUGAGGAUGCGCUGGUCGAGGCGCUUGAAAACGGGAGGAUUGGUGGUGCCGCGUUGGAUGUCUUCUCUGUUGAGCCGUUGCCGAAGGAGUCAAAGCUUUAUGCGGCGCCGAAUUUGGUGCUUUCGCCCCAUGCUGCCGGUGGACGGCCGCGUGAGCCUGAGGCGCUUAUUGCGUAUAACUUGAGGCGGCUGCUUGCUGGGCAGGAGUUGAAGAACAUUAUUUGA